This is a messenger RNA of Dermacentor albipictus, 2350 nucleotides long. RefSeq names its product membrane metallo-endopeptidase-like 1. Gene Ontology annotation, cellular component: plasma membrane. The record is from RefSeq and is a predicted model, not a curated record. Gene Ontology annotation, biological process: protein processing. Lineage: Eukaryota; Metazoa; Arthropoda; Arachnida; Ixodida; Ixodidae. Gene Ontology annotation, molecular function: metalloendopeptidase activity.
UCAAGAGUCAUGUCAGGCCACCCACGUUCGCUUCUGCUCCUUACGUCCCCAUGUCGUCGAGAAACUCGGGGUCCAGUCGCCAGUCCCCGACGUCCUCUACUGAGACCACAGAUAGUCCUGUUGAAGUUCCGCCAACCGUGAUUCGUCCGUCGUGCGCCUGGAGCGCCACUUACGUCACGUGCUUCCUCAUGGUCGCCGUGACCGGCUCGUGCGCAGCUUUCUACUUCGGUGUGGACGUCUCAAAGUGGCUGUCUCCGACACGUGUUUGCGUAACCCCAGGCUGCCUGCAGCUGGCCGACCGACUCACGGCGUCCAUCGACGCAGCCGUGAACCCCUGCGAUGACUUCUACCGCUUCGCGUGCGGCGGAAUUAUCGGCGCGGCGGCGAACUCAACGUCAUCGAAGUUACAUUCGACAUCUAAUUCAGGGGCAGACUUUCAGGGUGGCAUGCUGUCCAGGGUCCACGCCAUCCUGACCAACUGGGCCCUCGAAGACAAGAUCCAGACUCCGCUGCAGGCGUCCGCGUCCCUCUACCAGGGCUGCAUUGCCGUGGUCAGUGGACAAAAGAAGGGCGUACGACGUCUGGUGCGUUUUCUGCAGAAGUGCCGCCUUAACUUCGCCAAGGCCGAGGACCUUGACACGGAACCGCUGGACUCGGCGCUGAAUCUCGACGUGCGCUACAACGUCAAGACGCUGUUCGACGUAGCGGCCGAAGGUAACCAGCUCCUGGUGCGGCCCCGGCGCUCCCUGGACAUCUGGUCGUCGCAGCGUCAGGCGCUCGUCAAGAAACACACCUACAGCGAUUACCUUGAGAACACGUUCGCACUUCUGGGCUUCCCGACGCGCAUGAAGAUCGCCUUCAUGGCUGCGUCCAUUUGGGAGACUGAGGACGCGGUGCUGCGUCUCUUUGCUGGGGUCAAGCCGGAUGAAGAGACACUCGUGACGUUCAACUAUGUCGAGCCCGGCACCGUCAUGGACCGUCCUGAGUGGAAGGGGCACCUUGGUCGCUUCUGGGACCGUGUCGCCGUCAAGGGUGCCUCUAUGGCGACUUACCUCAAGCGCCUCUUCGCCGACCUCACGCCGUCGGCCAUCACCCAGUACGUUUUUUGGGAGGUCGUCCGGCAGUUGGGACCCUUAGCUGACUAUCGCCUGAGGUUUCCAGAGGAGAGCGUACAUCUCGUCGAAGAUCGUUGCUUCCGCGUCGUCUACGAUGUCGCCGGACUCGUACCUUUGGCGGUCGUUUUAGCGCAGGAGGUCAGCACCGAGACGAUCCUCUCUGCCGCGUCCUUUCUCACUAGGAUCGUUAGGAACUUGGGCGCGACGAACAUGACCAUACACGUGGUCGAUCCGAGACACCUGUUGCUGGAGACGAUAUCAGUCUGGUCCAAACCGGCGUCCAGUCCUCGUCCGGGAGACGUCGUGGCCGCUGAUAAUUCGUGGCCGCAGAUGCGUCAAUAUGACGAGGACGGCGCGUUCUUUGACUUCUACCUCCGCUUCCUGUGGACAUCGCGGGAGCGGGAGUUGGACUUGCUCAACGCCCUCGUGCCGGUGACCACUGAGCAAGACCUGCUGGCGUCUCGCUGUGCUGUCGACGUCGGUAACAACCGGGUUACGGUGCCGACUUCGAUGCUACUUCAGCCCUGGUUCUCGCUCGAAGUUCCACGCAGCUUCAACUACGCCGGCCUGGGGUUCGCCGUCGUUAGAGAACUGAUCCGCGCCGGUAUACAUCUAAAGGCGCGGUUUGCUUCUAUGUCGACCUUGGCAGGCGGCGACUGCAACCACACGGCUCGCGGAAGCGAUAGUCGCGCCCUGGAGGCCCUGCUGCGAGUCCUAGGCCAUGCAGGUCGGGAACGGAACAAGUUGAGGCUCCCGGGUUUGUUGGAUUCCAUGAGCGAGGAGCAACUGUUCUUCCUCGCCUACUGUACGGGCGGCUGCCGUAGCAGCGACGGCACCGAUAGCCACAUCGGCGAAUGCAACGAUGUGCUUCGCAGCACAUUACGCUUUGGCAGUUCCUUCCAGUGCGUGCGUGGAGUGCACAUGAAUCCGACGGAACUUAAUCGCUGCGCCAACGCGAAGCCUGCCCUGAAGAGUCACCUGAAGUCACUCUUUAGCGGCCCUUUCUGGCAUGACGUCGCGCGGAAGGUCGCGAACAUGUGGCCGCAUAACUGGACCUUGAGCCACUGACGAUGUUAACCUUGCUUGCUUCGGUUGUUAUUUUGUCCUUUUUUACAUUGUUUAUAUUUCUUUCCAUAUUUUGUUGUUUUAUCCCACGUGUGAACACACUGCACAUCAUAUUCCUAGAAGAGAGAUUUUCUACGUGUUGCGUUUUACUUUCUCGCUGAUGCAACGAA